Messenger RNA from Aedes albopictus (Asian tiger mosquito), 2085 nucleotides. RefSeq lists its product as uncharacterized. The transcript is spliced from 2 exons. Lineage: Eukaryota; Metazoa; Arthropoda; Insecta; Diptera; Culicidae. Bases 491 to 1990 code for a protein of 499 amino acids. Gene Ontology annotation, molecular function: GTP binding. The record is from RefSeq and is a predicted model, not a curated record.
UCUCGCUCAAAAACACACUCAUAAUUCGGGAUGAGGGUACAUUUUCGUUGAAAAAUGAAGUAAAUCCCUAAGAACAAACAGCUUUCGAGGUUACGAUGAAUUUGAGCGAUAAUGUUCCGAAAUCGAUAAUGUGCCAUGUAUAAAAUCUUGGCACCUUUGGCCAGUCUGUGGCUUUACAGUCAAUUCUCUAUGCAUCGACUUCAAAGGAAGCUACCACGGUAGAUGUUUCGACUUGAGGCUGGUUCACUUUUUCGUUGUAAUAUCGCUUAAGGACGAAUUGUAUGUACAUUUGCGAUAAUGAUAUCUUUUCCAUUAUCACUAAGGCAUGGUCCGAUUUAUGGUUCAGAAGAAUCUAUAUCGUUGGAAUGAGCAGUCGCGUUUCGUUUAUCAGCAAAUGAACGAGUGUGAAAGCUUGGAUUUGAUAAUCUUUGAGUGCUGAUCCGAUAACUUCGACCAUUAGAAAAUAUCUUCUCAGUAAAUCGUAUUCGUCAUGGAAUCAUGUAAUCCGGAGUCGCCGUUGAAACAAGAUUUUCAAAAGGAAUACAACAUCAUUCUGUUUGGUGAAACUGGCGCGGGAAAAUCAACUCUGAUUAACUAUCUGACAAAUUAUUUUGGAAACGGCACACCAGGAAAUUUCAAAAUUGCAAUCCCUACGAAGCAUCAUGUGGCAACCGAGGGUCUAGAGCACCACGAAGACAACGUUCAGGAUGCUACAAAAAGCCAAACUAGAGCCUGUACUGUAUAUAAUUUCAGAGAACAGGACACGAUAUUCAACUUCAUAGACACGCCAGGGCUCAGUGAUACCGAAGGGCCGGAACAGGAUGAUUUCAACGUUCGGCAAAUUAUGGGAGCCGCUGAGCAGAGCGGUAUGUUGACAGCAAUCAUCCUUGUUAUAAAUGGAACGCAGGCCCGAGCUACUGUAACGCUGCGCAACACGUUGUGUCUGUUGAGAAGCUCAAUACCAGACGUCCUUCUGCAGAACCUUGUCGUUGUUCUAACAAAUUGUUCUGUUACAACAGUCAACUUCGACCUGGUCCAUUUAGAACCAUGGACUAUUGCUGAGUCGAACGUUUUCCACAUGAACAACUGUGCCCUCAGUAGACCAGUAUCACAAUGGACAAAAAACGAACGGAUGAAGAAAAAUAUGGAAAUGGAAUGGGAAUGCUCAAUGGAAACUAUCGAAGAAUUGACCCAGAACUUGAAGCAGCUUGGUGGAAAAGCGACCGAAGCUUUCAAACAAAUGCGCAUUAAUAGAGACAGAAUAAAAUCGCAGCUACAAAGCAUUUUGGCGGAGGUGAAGAAGUUCCAGGAUCUUCAAAACGAACUGGAUAUUAUGAAAACCACUCAGCAGCAUAUAUCCACCGACAUUGAAAAAUAUUCCGACUAUAAGCGAACGAAACAGGUGGAAUAUACGGAAUUGGAAAAAUGCGAUUUUUACAGUACAAUCUGCACGGAAUGCUGUAAACUAUGCUAUGAAUGUUGGACACAUGUCAAUUCGCCCAAAGCAGUUCGUUAUGCAAGACCACGUUCAACACCGACUAUUAGUGGCAUAAUAAGUUUUUUUAAUGCUACAUUUGGUGGAAAUUGCCAUUGCGGCCAUACACCCUACAGUCACUACGACGACAACGUUAAGUCAGUCAAGAAAACGAAAACCGUCGAGGAAAUUCUCGAAGAUAUAAAAACCGCCUAUGAUGAUAGCGUGAGUAAAAAUGAACAAAUACAGUCUAAAAUUGGUGGCCUGGACGCCGAUAUUGCUGCACUGAAACAUGCUCUCGAUGCGAAAGAAAUGGAAAUCCUGGAAUGCUGUGAUGGGCUGAAGAAACUCUGCUCGCAGUUUAACUUUGUAGACGAGCUCCAGGGCGUCAUUGAUGUCAUGGAGAGAGAUGCCCGUUCGCUUACCUCCACGGUGGCAAGGGUCGAUGCUGAGAACAGAAUCAGAAGCAUCAAACACCUGGUCGAUACGCUGUCAAGUGCUGGGAAGAGUGGGUAGAACGCAACACAAGUUUCGGAUAGAGAAUGAAGUAUAAUAAAUGCUUAUUUUUUUUUUGUUUUUAUUAAUGUGUAUUUUAACUUAUAACUAAUUCU